AUGUCGGGGGAAAGAAAUGAUGUCUCUAAUGAAGAUGUAACAGAUGGAUCUUUGCUAGAGGGAUGCAACAGUAGAGCGGACCAAAUUGGAGUGAAAAGUUUGUACUCUCAGCAUGUUCUGCAAAAGCUUGAUUCGUCGGGACAGCAUGCUAUACUUGACUUUCAUGAUCAUUCAGUUGCUGAAGAUGUUUUUGUCAAAUGCUUCAAGCCAACAGGAUAUAUGGAUUCCUCUGUAAUGUCCGCUCAGUUUAUGUUGUGGAAAUUUGAAUGGAAGGCUGAGAAGAAGCCAUAUAUUAUUGUUUCAGAAGGGAAUGGGAACACUUUGGAACUAAAUCUGUCUGACAUUCUGAAGAAAGAACUUGAUGGAAGCAUAGAGGGCACCGGUCAGGUUUUUGUGCCUAUCCAAGAUCCAGAUCAGAAUCACUGGUUCCUGCUGGUGAUAGACAUUGAGGGAAAAUGUGGUUGGGUACUGAACUCCAACGCACGUCACAGUGUAUACUAUCGCACAAUGGGUGUGUUUGAAGCAGCGUGUAGUUGUUUGCUGGAGAUGGGUGUACAGACAUCUUUGUGGCCUUUGUCAUUCAUGCGUGGUCUUGCAGUUCAAGAGCACGAUUUUGAUUGCGGGAUCCAUGUGCUCAUGUACAUUGAUGGUUUUGAAAGAAAGGACAUAUAUGGUCAUGAUAAGGAAAUGGUUUGUAUGUACCGGCAGAAAACUGCAGUUGACCUCAUCUACAGCAAAGCAAAUAGGGUGCGCCCAAAUGUAGGCAUGGCAGCUGGUGAUUCCUCUUCCCUGGUAGUCUCCAGGUCUGCCCUGGAAAGUGUACAAGGAGAAGCUGUGCCAACUAUCGGGUCUGCCCUGGAAAGUGUACAAGGGGAAGCUGUGCCAACUAUCCCUGAACAACAAGAAUUCACUUCCGAAUCCUCCUCUGGGGCAGAAGAUACUUCGCACAAGAGGAAGGCUGAAAAAGUAAGUGACUUUGAAAAGUCGGCUAAAAGGACAAGAGGAAAAGCGAUAUCAACUCUAAAAGUGGCUAGAUACACAAAGGCGCCUGAAAAGAUAAGCUCGAAGCUGUAUGAUCUCGUUUGCUCGGAGAAGUACAAGGAACAUGAGAUCAUAUCUAUUGGAGGAAUAUCCAUAACAGCAGCUUCCAUGGCUGAAUUCAUCUCUGGUGGUGUGCUCAGCAGUUAUAUCCUACAGGAAAAGGACCCAGAGAAAUUUAAGGAAAAUAUUGCCAAGACGUUGCCUGCAUCAUUUUGGUCAUCAUUUGAUAUGAUCUUCUUACCAAUAUUGCAUGGAAAUGAUUGGAUUGUCUACUGUGCGAGUAAUUGUGUUUCAAAUGUCGUGAGCUUCAGAGAACGAGAACAUUGUGCUGAAACGAGGCAAGGCCAGCGCAAAUCUGUUAUGAUGGCACUACAAACAGCUAUAUACGAAAGAUAUACAAAGAAACAAAGAUUUGCUGAAAGGACUGUGGAAUGUCCUGACUACGCAGAAGACCUGACUGAUACUCCCCAUAAAAUUGGUUUACUGGCAUUGCAUUUUAUGGAGUGCUUUACUGGUCUUCCCUUCGAGCCCUGCUUGGAGGGAUACAGUACUGCAGUACUGGACUACCUUCUCUUCCAUGGAAAAAACACCUCCGAGUUCCCAAAGACCUGCAGUGAUGUUCUGGAAGACCUGUAA
Molecule: messenger RNA, 1677 nt
Organism: Miscanthus lutarioriparius
Lineage: Eukaryota; Viridiplantae; Streptophyta; Magnoliopsida; Poales; Poaceae
Source: the annotation of a GenBank genome assembly